AUGAAUAACCAACAGGUUCAUCUCACAUUUAAAAAUGAUUUAAAAGAAGAUGAAAUUAUUCUCGCACAGUUUGAACAAACAAAAUUCGAAUCACUUCCUCAACCUAUGAAACUUAUUAAAGAUGUUCUUACACCUGAAGCACCAAAUAAAAAAGAUGAACAAAAAAGACAGUAUUAUAAAAAGGCUAUCACUGAUGCUCCUUUUAUUCUUUCUGCAGGUGAACAACCACUUCCUGCACCUAAAUUAGAUCCAAUAACAAAUCAAAUGAUUUCAACUAAACCAAUUAUCACUUUAGGAAGUAGAAAAAUUAAAGAAGAAGAAAAGUUUGCAUUAAUUCAAGUACAAGAUGAUGGGACUGCUACAAUAAAUAUUUUAGAUGAAAAUUGGAUUUUUAGCAGAAAGGCUGAUAUGGAAAAACCACUUUUUUCAAAUGCUGUAGAAGAGGUUGAUGCUUCUGAUGAUAAUAGAGUUAAAAAAAAGGAAUACCAAAGUGAAGAAGAACGAUAUUCUAAUUUCAGUGAUAGGUAUGGUGAUGAUGAAGAUGAUUUUAAUGAAAAGAAUGAUAAAACUGUUUCUGAAGAGAGUGAGGAUGAAGAAAAGAAAGAAGCAAAAUCACGUAAAAGAUUAUCUUCAUCUUCUCAACCAGCACCAAGAAAAGAGUUAAUGAAUUUAAUUAUUGAAAAAAUGAAGGCAAGUGGAGAUGAAAUGUUUCUUGAUGACUUAAAUAAAUCAUUAAAUCCUGAUGGUAAUGAAGAAUUAUCAAAGAAGUUAACUGACUUAUAUGCUCGUGUUUUGACUGUAUCAAAACAAACAGAAUCUCCUUUAAUUGUAACACUAAAGAAAGAACACUCUUCUAAAAAACCCAAAAAAAGAAGCGAGAAAAAGAAUGAAAAGAAACCAGAAUUAAGUAAAUAA
Messenger RNA from Entamoeba dispar SAW760, 915 nucleotides. RefSeq lists its product as uncharacterized. Lineage: Eukaryota; Evosea; Mastigamoebida; Endamoebidae. The record is from RefSeq and is a predicted model, not a curated record. The transcript has a single exon. The coding region runs from base 1 to 915 and encodes 304 amino acids.